GCGGAGCUCCGGGCCUGUGUGUCCGCGCGGCGCCCUUCGGUUCCGGGGCCACGCGCCCCGCGGCGGCCGCCAUGGAGGAGCCCGGAGCGGCGGUGGUCUCUGCGGGGGAGGCCGAACUGAACAUGUCCCGCCUCAACGUGUCCCCCGAGACGCUGGAGUUGGAGCUGGAAGCGCGGGGCGAGGAGCGGCGCGGCGCACGGGAGGCGCUGCUCCGGCUGCUGCUGCCUCAUAACCGUCUGGCGUCGCUGCCGCGGGCGCUGGGCAGCGGCUUUCCACACCUCCAGCUGUUGGACGUGAGCGGCAACGCGUUGACCGCGCUCGGGCCUGAGCUGCUCGCGCUGAGCGGCCUGCGAACGCUGCUGGCCAAGAACAACCGGCUCGGAGGGCCCGGCGCGCUGCCCAAGGGCCUGGCCCAGUCGCCGCUCUGCCGCAGCCUCCAGAUGCUCAACCUCAGCGGGAACUGCUUCCAGGAGGUGCCCGCCUCGUUGCUGGAGCUGCGCGCGCUGCAGACCCUUAGCCUGGGCGGCAACCAGCUGCAGAGCAUCCCGGCCGAGAUCGAGAGCUUGCAGAGUUUAGAGUGUUUAUAUCUUGGAGGAAACUUCAUCAAAGAAAUCCCGCCAGAAUUAGCAAAUCUGCCUUCUCUAAGUUACUUGGUAUUAUGUGACAACAAAAUCCAAAGUGUGCCUCCUCAGCUUUCACAGUUGCAUUCACUUCGUUCCCUCAGUCUUCACAAUAAUUUACUGACGUACCUGCCUCGAGAGAUCCUCAACCUUAUUCAUUUGGAAGAAUUGAGUUUGCGAGGAAAUCCAUUGGUUGUUCGUUUUGUUAGAGAUUUAACCUAUGACCCUCCAACUCUCCUGGAAUUAGCUGCACGGACCAUUAAAAUUCGAAAUAUUUCUUACACUCCCUACGAUCUUCCUGAGAAUCUUCUUAGGUACUUGAGUUUAGCCAGCAACUGCCCAAACCCAAAGUGUGGAGGAGUCUACUUUGAUUGCUGUGUCAGACAAAUUAAAUUCGUGGACUUCUGUGGGAAGUACCGCCUUCCUCUGAUGCACUACUUAUGUUCCCCAGAGUGCUCUUCCCCGUGCAGUUCUGCCUCUCACAGCUCCACAUCCCAGAGCGAAUCUGACUCGGAGGAUGAAGCUAGUGUUGCUGCACACAGAAUGCAGAAAGUUCUUCUUGGUUGAAAAGAAUGCAGGGUGGUGUGAAACACUAAAAGAACUGAGCAAAGGUGGUUAGAAAAGAAAAUAGACUUUGAAGUUCAUUGGAAACUGUAUCUUCAUCUUGAAUGUCUGUGAAAGAGUUAGAGAUGACAAAAGCUUUGUAUUUCAUCUUCCUAUUCAGCAGGAAUGAGUCCGGUUCCAUGUUUGGAUUCUUUGAAUAUAAUUCACUCUGAAUGGCAGUAUCAAAUUUAGCUGAUUCUUUUCAAUUUUCACUCAAAUUUUGCAUGAAUCACACAGCACAGUGGAGCAUUCUGAAGAGCAGUAUUAUAAUAAA
This is a messenger RNA of Suricata suricatta (meerkat), 1497 nucleotides long. RefSeq names its product leucine rich repeat containing 58 (gene LRRC58). Lineage: Eukaryota; Metazoa; Chordata; Mammalia; Carnivora; Herpestidae. Bases 72 to 1187 code for a protein of 371 amino acids. The transcript is spliced from 4 exons. The record is from RefSeq and is a predicted model, not a curated record. Gene Ontology annotation, molecular function: protein binding.